AUGGCAAGUUUGAAGGGAGGGAAUGAGCUUAGGCCUGUGGUAUUUAUGGAGGUUCAACAUGGUCAAAGAGAAACUCGAGGAGAGAUCUUGGCCAUUGAUUUAUGGAUGGAUGUCGGCAAUGGCAAUUACUUUCAAAGAAAUGAUUUUGGAGUUAUUGGCAUCUCAAAAUUCCCUUCUCAGUAUCAGUCUCUCAAUUCUAAGCCUAAAGGGUCUCCUCUUAUCAGAUGCCAGUCGACCAGCACUGAAGAGCCAAAAACCAGGACCCUUUUGGACAAUGCCAGCAACCUGCUUACCAAUUUGUUAAGUGGGGGAAAUCUAGGGUCAAUGCCUAUAGCGGAAGGUGCGGUAUCUGAUUUGUUCAGCCGUCCCCUCUUCUUCUCACUAUAUGAUUGGUUCAUAGAGCAUGGAUCUGUGUAUAAACUUGCCUUUGGACCAAAAGCAUUUGUUGUUGUAUCAGACCCCAUUGUAGCAAGACAUAUUCUUCGAGAAAACACAUUUUCUUAUGAUAAGGGAGUUCUUGCUGAUAUCCUAGAACCAAUAAUGGGAAAAGGACUUAUACCUGCUGACCUUGACACAUGGAAGCUAAGGAGAAGAGUAAUCGCCCCUGGGUUUCAUGCCUCAUACUUGGAAGCUAUGGUCAAGGUAUUCACUCAUUGUUCAGAAAGAUCAAUAUUGAAAAUCGAGAAACUUCUUGAAGGAGAGGACUUGCACAGCAAGAAGAAAGUUGAGUUGGAUCUUGAAGCAGAGUUUUCAAGUUUAGCUCUUGACAUUAUUGGCCUUGGCGUCUUCAACUAUGACUUUGGUUCAGUUACAAAGGAAUCACCUGUUAUUAAGGCAGUGUAUGGAACUCUUUUUGAAGCUGAGCAUAGAUCCACUUUCUACAUUCCUUAUUGGAAAUUUCCUCUAGCAAGGUGGUUAGUCCCCAGACAAAGGAAGUUCCAAAAAGACCUCAAGGUUAUCAAUGAUUGUCUAGAUGGACUCAUAAGUAAUGCAAAAGAGACCAGACAGGAAACAGACAUUGAGAAACUGCAGCAAAGGGACUACUCAAAUCUAAAGGAUGCAAGUCUUCUGCGAUUUCUAGUUGAUAUGCGGGGAGCUGAUGUUGAUGACCGUCAGCUAAGAGAUGACUUGAUGACAAUGCUCAUUGCUGGGCAUGAAACAACAGCUGCAGUGCUUACUUGGGCCGUUUUCCUUCUUGCACAGAAUCCCUCCAAAAUGAAGAAAGCUCAAGCAGAGAUUGAUCAAGUGCUGGGUCAGGGGAGGCUGACUUUUGAAUUGAUUAAACAGUUGAAGUACAUUAGACUCAUUGUGGUGGAGGCUCUUCGUUUGUAUCCUCAGCCACCAUUGCUGAUUAGACGUUCUCUCAAACCAGAUGUUUUGCCAGGAGGAUACAAGGGAAACAAAGACGGUUAUGCAAUUCCUGCCGGGACGGAUAUCUUUGUAUCAGUCUAUAAUCUCCACAGAUCCCCAUAUUUUUGGGACAAUCCUAACGAAUUUGAACCAGAAAGGUUCUUAGUGAAAAGAGAUAAUGAAGGGAUUGAAGGAUGGAGUGGCUUCGAUCCAUCUCGAAGUUCAGGAGCUCUAUAUCCAAAUGAGAUUAUGUCAGAUUUUGCCUUCUUACCCUUCGGAGGAGGGGCGAGAAAAUGCGUUGGGGAUCAAUUUGCGCUCAUGGAAUCAACGAUAGCUUUGACAAUGUUGUUGCAGAAAUUCGUUGUGGAGCUAAGAGGUUCUCCAGAAGAGGUAGAAUUAGUUACAGGUGCAACCAUACAUACCAAGAAUGGACUGUGGUGUAGAUUGACGAAAAGAUCUGAUAUCCAUUGA
Molecule: messenger RNA, 1821 nt
Organism: Dovyalis caffra
Lineage: Eukaryota; Viridiplantae; Streptophyta; Magnoliopsida; Malpighiales; Salicaceae
Source: the annotation of a GenBank genome assembly